This is a messenger RNA of Gymnodraco acuticeps, 1751 nucleotides long. RefSeq names its product phosphatidylinositol 5-phosphate 4-kinase type-2 gamma-like. Gene Ontology annotation, biological process: phosphatidylinositol metabolic process. NCBI's taxonomy places the organism in Eukaryota, Metazoa, Chordata, Actinopteri, Perciformes, Bathydraconidae. Gene Ontology annotation, molecular function: phosphatidylinositol kinase activity. The record is from RefSeq and is a predicted model, not a curated record. The transcript has 10 exons. Bases 1 to 1239 code for a protein of 412 amino acids.
AUGUCUUCCCCCGGAGCCACCUCCAGCUCUCUGAGCAGCCUGGCGCCCAAAAGGAAGACCAAGAAGAAGCAUUUCGUGCAGCAGAAAGUGAAGGUUUUCCGAGCCAGUGACCCCGUGCUGAGCGUGCUGAUGUGGGGCGUCAAUCACUCGAUUAACGACCUGAGCCAUGUGCCUGUACCUGUCAUGCUGCUCCCAGAUGACUUCAAAGCCAGCACCAAGAUCAAAGUCAGCAACCACCUCUUCAACAAAGAGAAUCUUCCAGGACAGUUUAAAUUUAAAGACUACUGCCCGCAGGUGUUCAGAAACCUGCGAGAGCGCUUCGGUAUAGAGGACCAAGAUUAUCAGGUGUCUCUGGCCCGCAGUCCUCCACUAAAAGACGAGGAGGGGCAACGCGUGGAGCUGCUGCUGACAUCAUACGACCACACAUUGAUAAUAAAAGAAAUCUCCAGUGAGGAGGUGGAGGAAAUUCACAACAUCCUCUCUGAGUAUCACCAGCAUAUCGUCACGUGCCACGGCAGUACGCUGCUCCCUCAGUUCCUGGCCAUGUACAGAAUCACCGUGGAGAGCGAGGACACAUACCUGCUAGUAAUGAGGAACAUGUUCAGCCACAGACUGCACGUACACAGGAAGUACGACCUCAAGGGGUCCCUGGUGUCUCGUGAAGCAAGUUUUAAAGAGAAGGUGAAGGAGCUUCCCACUUAUAAAGAUGUAGACUUCAGGAAUAAGAUGCAAAAAGUGUAUGUGAGCGCCGAGGAGAGGGAAAAGAUCAUGGACAAACUGAACAGAGAUAUCGAGUUUCUGGUGCGUAUGAAGAUCAUGGACUACAGCCUGCUGCUGGGCAUCCAUGAUGUUGAGCGGGCCGAGAGGGACGAGGAGGACGAGGAGGACACGGAGUCGUCCUAUGAAGAGGAAGAGGUGGAGGAAAACGGCCUGGCUCACGCUCCAUGCUCCACCUCAUCUGGGGGUAUCGGGGGCUACAUGAACUCCUUCAAACCGAUGGGCCCCGGCGAGUUCGACCCUUACGUGGACGUGUACGCUAUUCAGAGCGCUGUGGGUGCACCGCAGAGGGAGGUGUAUUUCAUGGGCCUGAUUGACAUGCUGACACAGUACGACACAAAGAAGAAGGCUGCUCACGCUGCCAAGGCUGUCAAACACGGGGCAGGAGCAGAAAUCUCCACAGUUCAUCCAGAGCAGUACGCUAAACGUUUCCGGGAGUUUAUCACUAAGAUCUUUGCUUAGUUCAAAGAUUCAGUAGACUCCCGUCCUCAUGUUAUACAACAGGAGUCUCACUAUGCAAUACUUAUGCCAUCUAGAAUCAAAUGAAGACACACUGAACUUGUAUUGUUAAUUUUUACAUUAUCUACAUAUCUUUUACCCUUAAUAUCACCCUGAACUGAAAUAUGGACUGUGCAUUCAUUUUGAAUGAAGAUCAGGCUUUGCAUUCAGGAGUAAAUGUCUUCUUGGCAUCUGGUCUUUUUUAAUGGGUUUUCUUUUGUUUUCAUUUGUUGGCAAUACUCCAGCCCCCCCCACAGAAGAAAAGCUGAGAUGAUGAUAAAACAUAUUUUCUCAACGCAAUAAUUGUGGCAAUUCUCUUUUGCUGCUGCUCGGGAAAAGUUUGUACAUUUUGUUGUUGAUUAUUAAUUUAUGUCUGCCUAUUUUUUCUACUAGUGACAACACAUUGCAACACAAGAAUAAUUUGGGCAAAUAUACAUAGUCUGAAUUGGGAACAAUGCAUUAUUCAUCUCAUUGUC